Ornithodoros turicata is the source of this 3100-nucleotide messenger RNA. RefSeq lists its product as uncharacterized. Lineage: Eukaryota; Metazoa; Arthropoda; Arachnida; Ixodida; Argasidae. Bases 179 to 3046 code for a protein of 955 amino acids. The record is from RefSeq and is a predicted model, not a curated record. The transcript is spliced from 21 exons.
AUCGUCAUUAUCAUCUUUUGCCCGGCAAGCACGUGGGGGGUGCGGCUGUUUGGAAGCGGCUGCUUGCCGGCGUGAAAAUCAUACGUCGUAGACCUGUUUAUUUCGUUGUGAUCACCUCGUGGGGCGUGCUUUGAACCACAGGCUGCAAAGUCCAUCAACGCCUCUCUUUUCAGGUGGCAUGGCGUGGAACGCAUACGGAGGCUUUUGGGUUCCGCUUGCACACCUUCUAUUAUUCAACCUCCUGUUUCUACGCUCCGCUUUGGCGUCUACGGAGCCGUUGGAAAACUAUGGCAGCUGUAGAUACCAAGAUUUCAUCAUGAGAAAGCAGGCUUGUGAACAUAGCUACAAUUUCCUAUCCACGAGAAAUGACAGCGGAUGUUCCCUAAUUCAGGUGUACGUUGACUGCGUAAGCAAUGCCCUGAUCACCACAUCAUGUACAGUUAACCCAUUCUUCAAGGCAUCUGAGACUGUCACCCUGCAAAAGAAAUUGGCCGAGAAAAACCUUACCUGCAAGAUCGAGAGUGAGAUCCUGUCCAUAGGAGGCCACAACAAGGCUUGCCUUCGUGUGAGAGCUGUCAAGCUGUUCCUCCAAUGCGGGGCAAAGUUUCAUAAAAGUUCAGAGAACAAAAAGGUGCCAAAGGCCACCCUGUGCGGACUCCUGAAAACUUACGAAAGAUGCGGAUCAUCUGCACUGGAGGACACAAACUGCACCAAUGACAGUAUCCUGCAAAGUCACAUUCAUUACUUCGUGGACGUUUCGAUGCACAAGUAUGCCUCGAUCUGCAACAAUGUGACAGAUGACCUGAAAUUACCCGUAAAAAGCAAUGUGAUGAUGAUGAGGCAGACGGGAGAGUGCAUGGUAGAAGAAGCGUUGCGGCGCUAUUUCACUUGCGGGUCUAACUUCCUCUGGAAGAUGGUAAUAUGGAAGAGGCACUUCGCAAGGCACAGGACUGAGUACGGACUCCCCAACGUCACGGGCCAGCCCACACAAGCCACGAGGUCGAAAGGUGCUGCAAACACGGAUGAAGACGAACUGUGCACGGCAGUGAAGGAAUUUCAAGAGUGCACUCUGGAAAUCACUCAAAACAAGGAGUGCCCUAACUUUAGUUACCUCAGUGAGAAGAUGCUCACCAUGCAAGACAUCCUCGUGGGCGAGCCAACGAAGAUCGAAUGUCAGUACGCUCCGUUGAACAAGAAUGGACCCUAUCCCUACUUCAGCAGGCAGAACCUUCCACCUCCUGGAUGCUCCUACCGGAAGCUGGUGAAGCUCUUUUCUUACUGCACGGUCAACUUCUUCUCGAGCUUCGCGCUUGCCAAAGACAACACACAGGCAUGCAUGUUUCUGGGUAGACACAACAGUUGUGUACAGCAGGCUCGACGAUCAACUGGUUGCGGAAUGAAAGUGAAGGAGUUGGACGAUUUUGUCUACCUGACUAAUGUCGUACAAGACAAGCAUGCUACCCAAUGCAGAGGUCAAGAAACCAGUAAGUUGGCGCAAAAGAAAGACAUAGCAGGGGUACCUAUGCUGUGUAAGAAGAAAACCCUGCUCCAGAGAUACUUUUUAUGCAGUUUCGACUUCCAGAACCAGCAGGCACUAAAGAAGGACCAAUGCCAAGCACUGGAACAAUUCAAUAAAUGCUUCUACGAUGCCAAAGCGGACACUCAGUGCACAUACACGGACGACCAGUUCAUAUCGAUUAUGCAAAUGCAAACUGAACUUAUGACUGAAACCGUGAAGUCGCAUUGCACCCGCCAAACAGCAGACCUAAAUGUAUUAUUGAAGUGUUCCCAGGCUGACGCACUGGAAAAGAUGUUGCUUUGUGGGCUAUCCUACAAUAGGCUUUUGGAAGAUCUGAAGAAACAGGGCGAAUACUAUGUCACAGCCACAACAUGCAGUUACCUGGCUGAGUACAAGCACUGCAUGAUCGAAGUCGAAAGAACAACUGGGUGCACCAAGUCGCAGCUUUACAAGCACACAGCUACAGUACUUAGCUUUUGGACCUGGAAUGUUGUUCCGCUGUGUGAAAGUGCAGCACCACUUCUCCUAACAGAUGCAGACCCAAAAUGUGACUUCCCAAAAACGCUGCUGAAGGGUCUCAAGUGCGCUAUUGACUUCCAGACCUUCGCAGAACAGACAACUUGGGACACGAUGACAUCAACGCAGUCAUGCUCGUCCUUGGAAACAUUGGAUCAAUGCAUGACGAAGGCCCUUCACGUCCGCCAGUGCAAACGCAGCUUGAGUGCGAAAUCACAAGUUUCUAUUUUCAAAGCCCUGCUGACGUCAGAAUACAAGUUAUCCUGUACGAGCAAGCCCUACCAAGCUGCUCCUCCACCUUCUUUCCGUAAGUACGAUGACUACGAAGAGCUGUCAGAUGACUACUACUACUUUGGCGACGAGAUUGUCCGUACUCGGCAGCCCAACAAGUUGAAGGGAAUUGUUGACAACAACGAACACCACGUCAACCCGAAGCAGAUGGUGCACGCGUCACAAGCAGUUCGGGAGUCGUACGCGCAAGGAGCACGUCAACAGGGACAACGAGACAAUGGCAUACAUUGGAAGCAGUUCAUUGAAGAAGCUCGACUUCGCUUCAUGGGGGUGUCCUUACCUCCAGGGCAUACCUUUGGUUUAGCGGUGUCCUCCAACACCAGCAAUGAUCAGUUAGCUCUGAAUGAUACUGCUUUAGGGAAGACAAAAUCUUGGCUUCACGAAGGGGACAGCCAAUGCGACAAGAAGCGGUACGAGGAAGAAAUUGUUCUCUGCAAGCGCUAUAUAAUCGACAACACCGAGAAAUUGGGUCAUAACUUACUGUCCAUGAAAGACCAAAGGACUUUGCAAGACAAUAUGUGCAAGUUGGCAGAACACUAUCACGUAUGCAUGAGCGAGGCGGCCAGGCGGAACAGAUGUUUGGACAUCUUGGCGCAGACUCCACAGAAGGUGAAGAUGCAACUGAUUGAACUGAACCUGGACAUGUGCAUAUCUGCGGGUGCCUUGCCGAUUUCCAGCAUCCUGGUGUUGGCGCUAAGUCUGGUUAUACUCCACUUCUAGGGCCUUGCAUGCUGCGUCGUUCUGUAUUUAAAAGAAUAUACACACUCGCACUAG